Molecule: messenger RNA, 953 nt
Organism: Xiphophorus maculatus (southern platyfish)
Lineage: Eukaryota; Metazoa; Chordata; Actinopteri; Cyprinodontiformes; Poeciliidae
Product: cell number regulator 5-like
Exons: 4
Coding region: 139-720 (193 amino acids)
Source: RefSeq, a predicted model, not a curated record
UGCAACAUAUUUUGUGUGCGUCCACGCAAAGCAAACCUUACUGUCAUCCACACAUUUGCUAAUAUCUACGGAGGUGCAAGGAAGAUCUCCCACAAAAGCAGGGUCAUAGUUCAGUUUGUGGCUGAACUUCGAGAUAGGAUGGCAGAACCUCCCCUCAGAGAGUGGAAAACCAGUCUCUUUGACUGCUGUGAAGAUUGCGGUACUUGUUGCUACGGCUUCUGGUGCCUGCCUUGUCUUGCCUGCACCGUUUCAGGAUUGUUUAAUGAGAACAACUGUCUGCCUUUAUGUGACUUUCUGACUCCUGCUGUAUUGGUAGCCUGUGGGAUUCCUUUGAUUGUCCCCCCCGCGGCAAUUUCUCUGAGGGCUUCCAUUCGGCACAAAUAUCGAAUACAGGGUUCCCUCUGUGAAGACAUGGCAAUUUCCUGUUUCUGUGUCUGGUGCUCCUGGUGUCAGAUGCAUCGUGAGCUAAAGGCUGGAGCUCCUGUCACUGUGGUGCAGCAGCCCCCGCAACAACACACUACUGUGAUCAAUGUGCAGGCUAAUCCUGUCAUGAUGGUUAAUCAAAACCCUUUGCCACCUCCUGUUGGUGUUCAAAACCCUGCUCAAAACCCAGUUAUGUUUCAAAACCCUCCUCAGUAUCCUGGUGGUUAUCAAAACCCUCCUCAAUAUUCCACAGAGUUCCAAAAUCCUGUUAAAAGUCCCAAAGCUCAUAAUUCCUAACAAACUUGUGAAAAAUGUAAGUUUCUCUGAUCAUUCAUGAUCAUGUUGGUGUAUAAUGGGAUUCUUUACUCUAUCCAAAAUAUCAAUUAACUGCCAGUACUUCCAAAAAAAAUGUGCUGAAUUUGAGUUGUUUGAGUUCAUAUGUGUAUUUACUUUAAAAAAUGUUGUUAAACAAAUUGAUUUAUACAUGUCAAUAACAAAAUAAUAAAUAAAAACUGAGUGACUUGACCUUA